GUUACGUCAAACUCUAGGAAGUGUGGAAUUUACACUCAAACAGACGUGCUGGAUGGCGACUCCUGAAACAGAGUUGGUGUUGAAAUGGGAAAGGGAGCAGGCACAUCUUAGGGAAAGUGUAAAGGAGGAGGACACAGAAGAUUGGCAGAGGAGUCCAGAUUUCAGCGGGCUGGAGAGAGUCGGAGGAGUAGAUCUUUCAUUCAUUAAAGGCGAUGACAUCAAUGCCUGUGCUCAUCUAGUGGUGCUCACAUACCCUCAUAUGAAGGUUCUGUAUGAAGAUUGUAAGAUGGUGACUCUUAAUGCCCCUUAUGUGGCUGGUUUUCUGGGCUUCAGAGAAGCCCCACCUUUGCUACAGGCCCUGGAGAAACUGAAGAACACACAGCCAAAUCUAAUGCCUCAGGUGCUAUUUGUGGAUGGGAAUGGACUAUUCCACUAUCGGGAGUUUGGUUUGGCCUGUCAUCUUGGUGUUCUGUCAGAUAUGCCCUGUGUGGGUGUGGCCAAGAACCUUUUGCAUGUUGAGGGAGUGGUGAGAAGUGAGGAGCACCAGUUGCAGAUCAAUGCUCUGAAGAAGAGUGGGGAAAGUUUUCCAAUGGCUACAGCCUUGGGGAGAGUUUUAGGCAAGGCCCUCCGCAGUUCCCAAAGCAGCAUCAAACCUGUUUAUGUUUCUGUGGGUCAUCGAAUCACUCUGGAUACAGCAGUCAGACUCACACACACUUGUUGUAUCUACAGAGUACCUGAACCAAUACGACAAGCGAUGAAAGGGCCCUCACAUCCAGGCCCACCACCUCCCGUGGCUUCGGGAAGAUAGGGCAGACAUCCGUUCAAGAGAAUACCUGCGUUGCCAUGUCCUUACAUCACCUAGAUGAACAGAUGGGGUGACAGGAGAGAACGCCGUGAUGCUUACAUGUAUUAACACUGGUAAUUUCGCAUUUAAACAGUUAUUCUUGAAUCCAAGAAUUUACCAUUGUAAUGAAUUUGUAGUAUACAAAGGCUUUUCUUUUUUCCUGGAACUAUAGUGUCUGAAAACAGCUUCAUGUUCUACGGUCACCUUUAUCUGAUAUAUAUAAGAAAUAAACUUUUUAAAUAAAUUAUCAUUAAGGAAAUUAAAUUUUUUGGGUCUCUGUUUCUUUAACAGUGCCACUGAGUUCAAACCUCUCAGGUGGCUCAUCAGAAACAGUGUGCUUCAUAUUCUAAGGCCAAGUUUCUGUAUUCGGUGUGGACUGAAAUCACUCUUGGGGAGGUUCGGACUCUUGUAUGAAGCUGUUCAUCUUAGAAACCAUUUCAUUUGAUCACCUUAAUAUAUUGUUAUUAUUAAUGUUGUUUUUAUAAAUAAACUUUUUUCUCCUCCCAUUACUGUACUUUUUUCAUGUUUUAGCUUCAUUUUCAAAAUGAUCUGGAAUGGAAUUUUAUUACAAAACUUAUAUUUCUGCUUGUUAAGCAUUGCACUUUUAACAGCAUUUAAGGGCAUGAUCUACAUCAGUGGUUCUCAAACCUGUCCUAGCGACCCCCAACCA
This is a messenger RNA of Puntigrus tetrazona (Sumatra barb), 1514 nucleotides long. RefSeq names its product endonuclease V-like. The transcript is spliced from 9 exons. Gene Ontology annotation, biological process: DNA repair. The record is from RefSeq and is a predicted model, not a curated record. Lineage: Eukaryota; Metazoa; Chordata; Actinopteri; Cypriniformes; Cyprinidae. Gene Ontology annotation, cellular component: nucleolus; cytoplasm. Bases 53 to 808 code for a protein of 251 amino acids. Gene Ontology annotation, molecular function: RNA endonuclease activity producing 5'-phosphomonoesters, hydrolytic mechanism; single-stranded RNA binding.